AUGAAGGUCCCAAACUCUGGCAUAGUCUUCACGGCUGUGAACCUACUCGCCUCCACCAGCAGCGCAGAACCUAUCAGAAGGGCGAAAUGUGGACUCCCGUUGGUCCAAGAUAAAGCUCUAGUAGACUCUGUUCUCCUAGACGACCUGCUGGGUUGCGCGCAGGACUUGGAAAAUAUAGCCUACUCAACUUCGAGGCGAAACCGAGUCCACGGCACAGAAGGCCAUCUAAACAGCGUCAAUUACUUCGUCGAGCAGCUCAAGUCGUUAGGCGACUAUUACAACGUCGAGCUACAGGAGUUCACGACAGAGGUGACUCUCCAGUCUAAGGAGUCCUUAUCGAUCAACGGUGAGACACUCGAAGCUGGGGGCUUCUCAUUCGGCAAUAACGGGACUUGGACGGAUAAGCCAUUGGUUUCCGUGGCCAAUUUUGGCUGCAAUGCCGAAGACCAUCCAGACUCCUUGAACGGCGUCGUCGCUCUAAUCGCUCGAGGUAACUGUACCUUCGUUGAAAAAAUCACUCUCGCCGGGGAGAAAGGUGCUAUCGGCGCUAUCAUUUACAACAACGCGGCCGCAGGUCUCGCGGCCGGCACUCUUGGUGGCGUGAAUGACCUAAUCCCAGUCGGUGGUAUCUCGCGAGCAGAUGGUCUACGCCUCGUCGAACAAAUCGAGAGUAACGCAGCACUGGUCUCCUCAGGCGAAUUCUGGCAGUACAUCGACAACACGACGAGCUACAACGUAGUCGCUAGCUCCAAGCACGGCGACGCUAAUAACGUAUUGUUCCUAGGCGCGCACAGUGACUCUGUUGAGGCUGGCCCGGGCAUCAACGAUAACGGCAGCGGCUCAUGCGGACUACUGACUAUUGCUAAGCAGCUCUCACGCUGGCGCACCAAUAACCAAGUACGCUUUGCAUGGUGGACGGCUGAGGAGGAGGGUCUGCUGGGGUCAGAGCACUACGUCAACGUCACCGCGGCCUCGGAGCUCGACAAGGUCCGAUUAUACCUCAACUUUGAUAUGAUUGCCUCGCCAAACUAUGUGCUCGGCAUCUACGACGGCGACGGCAGCUCCUUUAAUCUGUCUGGUCCAGCUGGGUCCGCACAGGCUGAGAAGCUAUUUGAGGACUGGUACAAGUCGGAAGGCCUGCCUUUUGUAGGAUCUGAGUUCAACGGACGGAGUGACUACGGGCCUUUCCUAGACCAGGGUGUACCGUGUGGAGGCUUGGAUACCGGUGCGGAUGGUAUUAAGACCGACGAGGAGGUCACGCUCUUUGGCGGUACGGCAGGUAUCUGGUACGACCCGAACUACCACUCGGCCCAAGACAAUGUGACGAACUUAAACCUCGAUGCCUUCGAGGCGACGAGCCGGGCCAUUGCCCAUGCGGUCGCGACGUACGGUACUAGCUGGCAAGGCUUCCCGACACGCAAUGUCACGUCAUUGACCAGGAGGUCAUCGGGCUACUCAAAGAAGUUUGCGAAGUCCAAGGGUGAAAAGCGAGCCUAUUAG
Molecule: messenger RNA, 1500 nt
Organism: Daldinia childiae
Lineage: Eukaryota; Fungi; Ascomycota; Sordariomycetes; Xylariales; Hypoxylaceae
Product: putative leucine aminopeptidase 2
Exons: 5
Coding region: 1-1500 (499 amino acids)
Biological process (GO): proteolysis
Molecular function (GO): metalloexopeptidase activity; aminopeptidase activity
Source: RefSeq, a predicted model, not a curated record